Messenger RNA from Drosophila novamexicana, 985 nucleotides. Its product is annotated as probable palmitoyltransferase ZDHHC24. The coding region runs from base 100 to 909 and encodes 269 amino acids. Gene Ontology annotation, molecular function: protein-cysteine S-palmitoyltransferase activity. Gene Ontology annotation, cellular component: Golgi apparatus; endoplasmic reticulum. The transcript is spliced from 2 exons. The record is from RefSeq and is a predicted model, not a curated record. Gene Ontology annotation, biological process: protein targeting to membrane; peptidyl-L-cysteine S-palmitoylation. NCBI's taxonomy places the organism in Eukaryota, Metazoa, Arthropoda, Insecta, Diptera, Drosophilidae.
UAGAAAACAAAUUCAAAUCGAAACUCAUCUAAGAUCAAAACAUUAUCAUUUGACUUUAAAUUCCGGUGUUGUUUGUCUGAAAAACCCGUAUACCCGCAAAUGAAGUUCCGGCGCAAUCCAUUGCCCCGACGACUCGUAGACGUCCUAUGUUUCCUAACGAUAGUCGUUGUGAUACCCCUUGGGAUUCUCUAUGACUUCAUAUUUGUGUUGCCGGCAUACCAUCAGCCUGGAGGAUAUGCAUAUGCUUUCACGGUCCUUACAGUUAUAUUCAUGUUCCUCAACGGAAUCGCAAACCUGAUUGCCUGCAUGAUAGUUGACACAAGCGUCGACCAAGAGCGUGUCGUGCUGUACUCCAGUGGGGAUGUGGAACCUCUCAAUUGGCGACACUGUGCGAUCUGCGAUAAGCUGGCACCUCCCAGAUCCUGGCACUGCAAGGCGUGUGGCGUUUGCAUAUUGAAACGCGAUCAUCAUUGUAUGUUCACGGGAUGCUGCAUUGGGCAUCUAAAUUAUCGAUAUUUCGUGUGCUUCGUGUUCUACCUGUUCGUUUUAUCGGCCCAUCUGCUAGCUUAUAAUUCGAUUCAUUUGAAGAACUUUUUCAGUCUAUUGACUAUUUUUCAUUUCUGGACCGAACCAUGGGGAAUGCUACACAAGCAUUUGCUUUCUCUCAAUGUGCUGCUAUUCGUCCUAACGUCCGUUACUUUGGUCAAUAAUGUGCCCCACAUGUUACGGGGUCGGGUCUGUACUGAGUGCAAGUCGCCGCACAAAUACAAUUGUGGAGUCAACUACAAUUUAAAAAAUAUUUUUGGCCAGCAAAUGUAUAUCGCUUGGCUUUCUCCUCUGAUCGAAAGUCAAUUAGCUGAUGAUGGUUACACGUGGAAAUCGAAGACGGUAGACGAUAAGUUGGAAUAGGUAAAUGCAGCAAAAGGAAUAGCUAAUAGCUAAUGUAUUUGCAUUUUGUUAUAUAUUUGUUAAAAUUAUUGUAGAA